Chelmon rostratus (copperband butterflyfish) is the source of this 5598-nucleotide messenger RNA. It is a transcript of the gene snx33, whose product is annotated as sorting nexin 33. The coding region runs from base 880 to 2565 and encodes 561 amino acids. The transcript is spliced from 2 exons. Gene Ontology annotation, molecular function: phosphatidylinositol binding; protein binding. Gene Ontology annotation, biological process: protein transport; mitotic cell cycle; plasma membrane tubulation. Gene Ontology annotation, cellular component: cytoplasmic vesicle; plasma membrane. Lineage: Eukaryota; Metazoa; Chordata; Actinopteri; Chaetodontiformes; Chaetodontidae. The record is from RefSeq and is a predicted model, not a curated record.
GCCUCACGUCAUGGAAAGAGUUACUUUGUUGCAGCGCGCACAGGAGUAAACCAGAGAAACAACACUGAGCCGCGAUGUGUUGAUGCUCUGUAGAAGGACACUGAUCGGAUGCUGAUUCUGCUUUUUUUGUGUCAGAUUUAAAGGAUCGACUGAAGAUGCGCAGGAACCUGUUUACAAGGAAAACGCAGCAAGUUUCAGUCUGAGGGAAUGCGGAGCAGGCUCAAACUGCACAGGGAUACCAUUACUCAUCCCUGUGUUUUUCUUCACGCCAGGCCACUCUGUGUUGGAAAUACUUUCGCCGAGCGUCAUUUUUAGGCUCCGUGAUGAGAAUUAAGUGUCCGAUAAGUGAACAACGCGAGGUUGCAGUCCAGUUUCUGAGGAUUAAAACCACCCUCGGUGCUUUCGGAGGAGCUCUUUGGUGAAACCAGCUUUGUUUUUCAACCUGUUGUGUUUGUGGUGUGAAAGGAGGUAGAGCCUGUUAUGAGAGAGUUGAUGUGUUAUGGAGCCUUUAUAGCCUAAAUGUAUUGUUAGACCUUUAGACAGAGUAGAUAAGACAAUAGAGCGAUAGCCUCAAUGGGCUGAGGACGCUAGUGCUCACAGUAAGCAUAUUUUAGACUUUUUUUAGGCGGAAACAAGCAAUACUUUUACACAACUGUUGUGUUCUCCUGUGUUUACUAAGUGUCAUAUCAUUAAAUUUACAUCCUGUGCUGUGCUGCACACCUGAUCCCACAGCUGCCAUGUAAUUAGAGAUGAGUUUAAAUAUUACAGUAAGCUAGUGUCAGAUGUUUCCAGCACAGCAUGCAUCAAGACAGCAGCAUCAGUAUCUAGGCACUAUGUGCAUGUAGACCUUGUUGCUGUAGGACCCACUGGAGUAUCAAGAUGUCAGUGAAAGCCAAAGCACUCUACACUUUUCUAAGUGAAAACAAAGAGGAGAUCAGCAUCCAGGAGAAUGAGGAACUGGUUAUCUUUGAUGAGAACUCAGUGGACGGCUGGUUCCAGGGGGAGAACAGCCGAGGGGAGAGGGGUCUCUUCCCUGCGUCCUAUGUAGAAAUUAUUCGCACUCGCUCAAACUCCAACGUGACUGACUGCUCCAUAAGCCCGGCGGGAUCUUUAGGAAACGACUCCUCCUAUUUCCCCUCAACCCCAAACACCCCUCUGCAUUUGCAGCAGAGUUACUAUGACGACGAUGACGACGACUGGGACGACUGGGACGACAGGUCAACAGUGGUGGACGACGCUGACCACGGUAGGAGCCCCGGGGCCAACGGACAUGCCCAUCAGAGCCCACUGUCCAACAACCCCAAUGUGCACUACCGGUCCAAACCACACAUGGAGAGACAGGACAGCAUCUCCAGCUCGAGGAAAGGCAGUAUGGUGGGCAGGAACUUGAACAGAUUUUCCAGCUUUGUCCGCUCAGGGGUCGAAGCGUUUGUGUUGGGUGAUGUACCCAUGAUGGCAAAGAUAGCUGAGUCGUACACCAUCGAGAUGGGUCCCUUAGGGCCCCGGUGGAAGGAGAGCCCACAGCCUUUCUCCUGUUCCAUUGAAGACCCCACUAAGCAAACAAAGUUCAAGGGCAUCAAGACGUACAUUUCGUACCGUGUCACGCCGAGCCACACUGGGCAUCCUGUAUACAGGCGCUACAAACACUUUGACUGGCUGUACAACCGCUUACUGCACAAGUUCACUGUGAUCUCUGUGCCUCACCUGCCCGAGAAGCAGGCCACGGGGCGAUUUGAGGAAGACUUCAUCGAGAAGCGCAAGAGGCGACUGAUACUGUGGAUGAACCACAUGACCAGUCACCCAGUCCUCUCCCAGUAUGAAGGCUUCGAGCACUUUCUGAUGUGUGCUGAUGACAAGCAGUGGAAACUGGGCAAGAGACGGGCGGAGAAGGACGAGAUGGUGGGUGCCCAUUUCAUGCUGACCCUCCAGAUCCCUAACGAGCACCAGGACCUUCAGGAUGUAGAGGAGCGGGUCGACUCCUUCAAGGCCUUCGCUAAAAAAAUGGAUGACAGCGUGAUGCAGCUCACGCAUGUUGCCUCGGAGCUGGUGCGUAAGCACCUCGGUGGGUUUAGGAAAGAGUUCCAGCGACUGGGGAAUGCCUUCCAGUCUAUCAGCCAGGCGUUCAUGCUGGACCCUCCCCACUGCUCAGAGACCUUCAACAACGCCAUCUCCCAUACGGGCCGCACCUACGAGAACAUUGGAGAGAUGUUUGCAGAGCAACCAAAGUAUGACCUCUUCCAUAUGCUGGACAAGCUGUCGCUCUACCAAGGCCUGCUCGCCAACUUCCCUGACAUCAUUCAUCUGCAGAAAGGUGCCUUUGCCAAGGUGAAGGAGAGCCAGCGGAUGAGUGACGAAGGGAAGAUGGAUCAGGACGAGGCCGACGGCAUUAGGAAACGCUGCCGGACGGUCGGGUUUGCCCUCCAGGCAGAGAUGAGCCACUUCCAUCAGCAGCGAGAGGUGGACUUCAAAGACAUGAUGCAGGCCUACCUCAGGGAGCAGAUAGCCUUUUACCAACGUGUUGUCCAGCAACUGGAGCGCACCCUGCGCAUGUACGACUGUCUGUAAGGACGCCGAACUGCUGCCCAGUUCAAGACGCCAAAAAAAAAAAAAAAAAAAAAAAAAAAGUAGAGAAGCGGAGGAGGAUCUAAGUCUGGACUCUUUUAUGAAGGCGUUUUAUGUUGGUCAUGAAAAGACUUGCAGAUAAGUGAAGCAGUAGUUACUGGAAAGACGUAUAAAGCCAGUCAGUCUUUAGCUUUGAUGGAUUCAAAGUCACAUUUUGUUUGAUUGUUUUUAAAGACCUACUGUACCUUUUAUUUCUGAAAUACACAUCACAUAGGCAAUGUCACGGCAUAUUGUUUAUUUUACAUAAUUUAAGAUGUUUGUAACAUUAAAAUAAGAAUAUAGGUUUGAAAUUCAUAGCGGAUCUAUAGUUGAUCGUUGUAUAGUGUAACACACGUCAUGAAACGGGUUUUGAAACUGUCCCCUUCUCUCCAUCAUCAUGCACUUUGGCUUCUCCUGAGACUGAUUCACGUGGCUUCCAGUAUGUAAACAUCUGCUAAACAUCUGCAGCAUUUUAGGAUUUGAUUGAAGUCGCUGAUUCUUCUCAUCAGACCACGAAACAGUAGCAAGUUUCACCAUCAUCUUAUUGAGUGCUCUUCCUCAGGUGGUCACUGCUUCAAAAUGCAUGUUAAUAUCUCUGGUGUCUAUUAGCACAAGUAACAAAAGUCUGUCUUAACUUUGCACCAUGUGGAAGACUCACUGAUAUCAUGUAAUUCAGUUUAGUAAUGUCCUUUUCUGACUUUUUUCAUGCAGCAAGUGCCUGAGGCGUUCUGACAAAUGGACCAUUUGUCUGUAGCAUGGUUUGUGUUUAAGAGGGGACAUUUUCAGGAAUGAAUUGUAUUUAGAAAAACAAGUUUGCACAUGUUUUUAUAUAAUAUUGAGUCAUUGUGUAUGGGAUGUGUUUAUGUGUGGGUGAGCGAGUGAAAUGAGUCAACUACUGUGCUGAUCAGCUCCCUUUCCCACGGUGGAAAACAGAAAAUUAGACAGCAUCUUUGCAUGUGGCAGCAGGUUUAUCCAGCCCGCUAGAAUAAAAAGUGGUCAUGCAGUUGAAAUGGAUUAGCUGGCAGAACAUGAACUUGUUAUUUCAGUAUUUGCAUUCAAAUCAUUUAGUUGGCAAGACCAGAUUCUAAACAGCCCGAUUUGAUGCUCAUAUCAUCACAUAUCACAUAUCAUAUCAUAUUAUUAAAACAUCUAAUCCACAAAUAAAACCACAUAUCAUUCAGAUUAUUUCUGUACUGGACCCGUUAUAACUUAAAGAAAUAGUUUGACAUUUUGUGAAAUACGCGUAUUUCAUCAGACGCUUAUUUCAUCAUACGCUUAUUUCAUCAUAUGCUUAUUCAUCAUCAUGCUACAGCCUGCAGAUGGUUAGCUUAGCUUAGCAUAACGACUGGAAUCAGCUAGCCUGGCUCUGCCUCCCUGAAAAAACAUUAUCUGGCUCGUCUAAUUCUCACUAAUUAAAAAUGUUAAAAUAUUUAAAAACCAAAGUGUAAAAAUCAUCAUCUUGUCGUGUUACAGGGGUUGUGACACUGCACCCGUUCAUGAAGUAGUCCAGCCAAUAACCUUCUGUCAACAUGUCAUUCAUGCACUUUGUUUUUUGUAAGGAUUAAAUGAACGGCAUAUGAAGUGUCAGUUCGUAGUGCUGAUAGUCUUUGAUACCUCUGGACAGGGCUAGCUGUUAGCCCUCUAUGCUAAACUAAGCUAAGCUAACCUAACCAGUUGCUUGCUAAACAGUUCAAUUUAACCUGCAGACAUAAGAGUGGUAUCAGUCUUCUUAUCUAACUCACAGCAAGGGAGCAAAUAUAUUCCCAAAAUGUUGAACUAUUCCUUUAAUAGUAAUACAUUUACUUUAUUCUCUUACUCCAGCUGUGAAGCAGCUUUUUACAUUUAGUUUUUCACAUUUAGUGAUCUCAUUUUUCCACACGGAAUGAGAUUUGAGUGACCACGAGGAUUCAGGUCCCAUUCUUCACUGUUUCACUGUGUUAAUUACUAAAUAAGAGUUGUUCCAGUAACAUUACUCAUCCUGUUUAACGGGAGAAAAAGUCUUCAGCGUCGCGCUAACCUCAGAGGUUCAUGUGGCACGUCUGCAUUGCAAUAAUAAGCAUUACCUCAAAGCGUGUAGGGAAUGUUUUUAGAGCUGGACACCUUUCUCCUCAUGCAACCCCCAGUGUUCAUCUGUCAGCUGUGAUUGUUUCCGCCUUCGACGGAAGGGUUUGAUCUGUCGGUGGUGCGUUUGGGUGCGGAUCAGAAGCGAAAUGAGAAAUGCUUCUGUGACGUCUCUGCCUGGCGUUGCAGAAUGUGAAGUUAGGUCUUAUUAUUGUUCUCCGAUAACAAAGAAGUGCUGAUUCAGAGUGCAAACAAAUGGUCCCUGUGUGUGUGUGUGUGUGUGACUCAGAUAUGAGUGUUGUAUCAGUUACUGGUACUGUUCAGUCCACAUCUGCAGCCUUUAACUCUUCACUGUCUGCAUGUGGUGUUUGUUUUUUUGGAACAAACUUUUGCUUUUCAUACUUCUGCAUUUUUUUAAAACUCGCAUCGCAGUUUCUCCAAGACCAAAGAAGUCAAACGGUUGCUGCUGCGCUUCCUUUUUUACUCUGUUUGGUUGUAGUGAAAAGUGCUCGCUGGUUUUGUAAUUGAAUCUUUUCUACUCUGAGGAAAAUGUGAAGAGAGCAUUUGGAAAAAGUAAAGAAACAUUCCACAAAUAAAGUAUAAAGGACACCAAAGGCAAAGACAGAUUUUGGGCAGAAGAAAGACGCAAGGUGCAAAAGCGAAAAACCAUUCAAAGGAGUGCUUGCGGCCCCAAUCGGGUUCCUUAAUGACACUUUCCUCUCAUGUUCCAAAGCUGCAUGAUAAGUUAAAUGCCAGACAUUUCACACAAGUAACUGUUUCUUAACAUGUGUGUGUGACCCGGUGAGCUGCAGGAACUCUAUGCUUUAGUUUCAGUCUCUGAAAUAACAGAUGGUGAUUUUCAGUAAGCAAUUUGUCACUUGAUUUAAGGGAAGGGGACCUAAAAAGCUUAAUAAAAGUAAUGAUGGUGAUUUCUUA